Messenger RNA from Mustela erminea (ermine), 2763 nucleotides. RefSeq names its product cadherin 26 (gene CDH26). Gene Ontology annotation, molecular function: cadherin binding; calcium ion binding. The transcript has 18 exons. NCBI's taxonomy places the organism in Eukaryota, Metazoa, Chordata, Mammalia, Carnivora, Mustelidae. Gene Ontology annotation, cellular component: adherens junction; catenin complex; plasma membrane. The record is from RefSeq and is a predicted model, not a curated record. Gene Ontology annotation, biological process: adherens junction organization; cell-cell junction assembly; calcium-dependent cell-cell adhesion.
AUGGGCUCCAGGGGCCACAGCUCGCUGUCGCUGGUUCCAGUGCUGCUGCUGCUGCUGCUGGAGGUCAACAGCGUCAACAGCCUCCAACAGGAAGAGGAUGAUCUUACGGAUGGAACAAAUGGAGAGAACCACCGGCCCCUACGGCGAUCCAAGAGAAGACGGAUUAUUACCACCCUGGAGCUCGAGGAGGAAGGUCAAGGACCCUUUCCCAAACCUGUUGGGGAGCUGUUCAACGAUAUGUCAUACAUCAUGUCAUUAAUGUAUUUAAUCAGUGGACCUGGUGUGGACACGUACCCGGAGAUUGGUUUGUUCUCUAUAGAAGAUCACAGGAACGGAAGAGUGUACAUUCACUGCCCUGUCAACUGGGAGACCACGCCGUCUUUCAAGGUUUACUUUGACGUCGCGGAUCACCUUACAGGAAAGCUCUUGGAUAAUUCCUUGGUUUUCAACAUUAGGAUCCGUGAUGUGAAUGAUCACGCACCCCAGUUUCCUGAGAAGGAAUUCAACAUCAGUGUGAAGGAGAAUCACAUGGCAGGUCAACCUACCUUCAAGGUGUUAACAGCUGAUUCGGAUGAAGAAGACGCUCCAAACGUUCAAGUCCUUCACUUCCUUAUUUCUCAAACGCCGUCGCUGAAAGAAAGCAGCUUCCAGACGGACCCGAUUAGCGGAGAAACACAGCUGUCGGGGUGCUGAGAUUAUGAGACUGCUCCGCGGUUUACGCUGCUUGUUGGAGCGAAGGAUUUGGGAGAACCUCUCUUGACGUCCACGGCCACGGUUCACGUGAACGUGCAAGAAGGCAGCAACCACCGGCCCACGUUCACCCGGGAGAACUACAGGAUUCAGAUUUCCGAAGGCCGCACAAGCCCGAGUGUGUUACGUCUCCCGGUCCGAGAUGGGGACUUGCUGUUUACGUCAGCCUGGAGAGGAAGAUGUCACAUACUGAAUGGCAACGAAGAGGGACAUUUUGACAUUCUAACUGACCCCGAGACCAAUGAAGGGAUUUUAAAUGUGAUCAAGCCCUUGGAUUAUGAAACACGCCCUGCACGAAGCCUCGUCAUCGCCGUGGAGAACGAGGAGCUGCUUUUCCCCUGCGAGGGGGCCGGGUCUGGGGGCCCGGGGUGGGGGGUGGCGGCCAGCACCACUGUGAGCAUGCAGGUGACGGACGCCAACGACCCGCCAGCCUUUCACCCCUGGAGCUUUGUCGUCGGCGAGGUCGAUGGCGCCGGGCCUGGAAUUCGGCGGGGAGUUUUCAGUGCUGCAGAUCCAGACAGGGCGUUGCAUGUGUUUCCUUCUUACGACCCAGCCAGUUGGGUGACCGUUGAUGAGCUCUCAGGAACAGUUACCACCACGCAGCAAAUCGACUGAGAAUCCCCUUAUGUAAAUCACAGCUUUUACAUAAUCAUCGUGCAGGCUGUUGACGAUGGCCUCCCGCCGCAGACCGGGACGGGGACCCAGAUGCUUUUCCUGUCUGCCGUCAACGACAACGGCCCCGCUCUCCAUCCCCGUUCUCGGUACGUGGAGGUCUGCGAGUCUGCGCUGAGUGAGACCCUCCUUCUCCAGGCCGAGGAUGCCGACCUGGAGCCCUAAGCCGACCCCUUUACGUUUGAAUUGGACAACUCGUGGGAAAGAGCAGGAGACACAUGGAAGCUGGGGGAAAAUCGGGUUCAUCAGAGACAAGCAGGGACUUUCCAGAAGCCGACUGUCCACGCAAGGGUCUGUUCCUGUCCCAGCGGAGGCACGUGUGUGGAGCCCUCAGUCGUGGUCACAGGAACUGGGCUCCUCAUGGGCGCCCUGGCCCCUGCCUGUGCCGCGCUCGUGAUGCUGGCAGAGAGGAUAAAACUCAACCAGCAGAUGGGCUGUGCACCAAAGACGACGCGCCCAGGGAAGCUCCCGCCCUCCUCCGGACACAAGGUGGUCAGUGGGUACCUGAAGGCUGUCAGGCCGCUCCUGCUGACACUGACCUUGCCGUGUGUCCUCACGGCAGCCCUGGGCUGGGGUCAGCCGGGCAUCCAGAGGAAGGCACCGCAGCUGAGCCUGGAGGAGCCCACUGGGGACGUGGCCUCCCUGAGCAGCGUCCGUGGGCACAGCUGCAGCAGAAGAGGUCGUGAGGAUGCCCGGUGCUGUUCUCGUCGUCCGGGCGCCCACUGGCUGUGUCCUGGGGCCGAGGAAGCCGCUGGAGAAGCAGAGGGUGUGGAAGGGAAGCCUGGUCCUUGCAGGGGAAGGCCAGAUGUCAGGGACCAGGCGCCAGUCCUGGUGCUCGAUGCCGCUGAGGCUGGGGCAGAGCUGGGCACUAAGCUGACGCAGCGCUGUGAGGGCAAGGUCGUGUCACCCGACUGUGCGACACGUGGUGGCAGAAGACCGGCCGCCAGAGCAGGAAACGUGGGCUCAGGGACGUUGCUCCAGGUGGUCAGCGACAAGGACGCAGACCCAAGGCCGGGCUUGGCGGGCUCAUGGCAGACCCCGGCUCCUCGAACGACCACCCCCAUCUCGGAAGGACACGUAGACCCCCUCGACCCCCCAUCGAAGCUCCGUGGCCUGGACGCACUGGCAGGUGACACUGGGGACGCGCCGCACAUCUACGCAGAGCAGGGAGAGUGUGAAGGAGCAGAAAGCCUCAGCUCUCUGGCCGUCUCAGAGCCCGACGGGGACCCCUGGGCUUCACAGGCCGCUGCACUCCUUGGAACCACCGAUCUGAAGGCCAAGAAGCAAAGUGUGGCAACUGUGCACGGGUAUGUGGGCGACCAGAGGGUAGGCGGUAGCUGA